This is a messenger RNA of Thlaspi arvense, 4118 nucleotides long. The record is from the annotation of a GenBank genome assembly. Lineage: Eukaryota; Viridiplantae; Streptophyta; Magnoliopsida; Brassicales; Brassicaceae.
AAAAUCUUUAGCUUUGCCAGUAACAAUGACGAGCGCCAAAAUACGAGAAACUCGAAAAAGCGACGUAAUUUUCCCGCUCCAACGCGAAAUUCACGAAGCUCAAGUGCUCAUUUUCUUCCGUCACCGACUCCGAAGUCCAAAGUGUCUCAGACGAAGAUGGUUUCCACAACCAGCAAAUCGGAUUCGAAGCAAGAAGUGAAACAAACCCUAAAUUCCAAAACCCCCAAAAAUGUCUACCAAAUCGGAGGCCUUCAAGUGGAGUUCCCUUAUCAACCCUACGGAACCCAGCUUGCGUUCAUGAGCCGGGUCAUAUCUACGCUUGAUCGUGCUCAGAGGGACGGUCACUGCCACGCGCUGCUCGAGUCUCCCACCGGUACGGGCAAAUCUCUUUCCUUGCUCUGCUCGGUGCUCGCAUGGCAACAGAACUAUAAAUCGCGGCUUCUGAAAGGAAACCUGUCGCAUUCGAAACCUGCGCCUGAAGCAGCCACCGAUCCGUUGAACCAUGGAGGCGGAUUCAUACCCGAAACGCAGCCCUCAGAUACUCCUUUGCCUUGCAAUGCGGAGCCACCUGAAACUGCUGCAGCUAAGAAGAGAACAAAAAUUCCUACCAUAUACUAUGCUUCACGAACUCAUUCUCAGAUUACUCAAGUCAUUCGUGAGUACCGGAAAACUGGUUACAGAGUUCCUAUGGCUGUAUUGGCUUCGAGAAAGCAUUACUGCACUAAUCGUCAUGUACAUGGGAAAGAGAAUGUUGAUGAAGAAUGUCGGUUGCUUCUAAAAGAUAAGGCAAACAUACAAUGUUCUGAGUUCAAGAACGUUAGUAAAAUCACAGCUCACCCAUCACUUCAACAAAGAGGUCACAAUGAAGUUCAUGAUAUUGAAGAUCUUGUAAAAGUUGGAAAAAACGUUAGAGGUUGUCCAUAUUAUGCUGCCUGGUCAUUGGCGGAGAACGCACAAUUGGUUUUUUGCCCUUAUUCAUAUAUAGUUAAUCCGGUCAUCAGAGCAGGAGUUGAAGUAGAUCUGAAAGGAGCGAUUAUAAUCUUUGAUGAAGCACACAAUAUGGAAGACAUUGCUCGUGAAGCAGGAAGCAUUGACUUGGAAGAAGAAACUCUUUUCAAAUUGCAGAAUGAACUAGAACAGAUGAGCAUGGCAGAGCCAAUGAUAUAUCAACCCUUGUGUGAAGUAGUAGAGGGAUUGAUAAGCUGGAUUGGAAGAAAAAAAGAUUCUCUAGAAAAACGUGAUUUUCAGCACUAUUUCUCUUGCUGGACUGGAGACAAAGCUUUAAGAGAGCUCGAGGAAUCUAAUAUUACUCGAGAAUGCUUCCCAAUCUUAUUGGAAUGCUUUACAAAAGCGAUCAGAACAUCAAAGGAGGCAGAAAUGGAACCAGAUAUGCCUCAUUUAAGCGGGAUAUCUGUCUUGACACUAGAAGGAAAUUUAUCUGGUGCCUGGACGCAUACUUUCAGUUUGUGGUGCAUGAAUCCGUCUGUUGUUUUCAAAGACUUAGCUGAUCUUUCUUUAUCCAUCAUUUUAACAUCUGGGACAUUGUCACCGAUGAACUCUUUCUCAUCUGAACUUGGGAUGCAGUUUGGCACUUGUUUAGAGGCUCCACAUGUGAUUGAUGUUAAUCUGCAGGUGUGGGCUGGUGCAAUCUCCAAUGGUCCUAGUAAUUAUCCUCUGAACGGAAGUUAUAAAACAGCUGAUGCAUACUCAUUCCAGGAUGCUCUAGGAAGAUCGUUGGAGGAAAUUUUCACUAUUGUACCAGGUGGCUCACUUGUAUUCUUUCCAAGUUAUAAGUUGAUGGAAAAACUCAGCACGCGUUGGCGUGAAACUGGACAAUGGUCUCGGCUCUGCUUGAAGAAAGACCUUUUUGUUGAGCCAAGAGGAGGAGCCCAGGAUGAAUUUGAUUCUGUUCUGAAAGGUUAUUAUGAUUCUAUACGCGGGAAGAACAGAUUGAUUGGAAGAAACAGAAGAGCUAAGAAAGCAGGGCCUGUUAAAACUGAGGCUCAAGAUGAUUCCAAAAAAGGAGCUGCAUUUCUUGCAGUGUUCAGAGGAAAGGUUUCAGAAGGAAUUGACUUUACUGAUGACAACGCCAGGGCGGUGAUAAUUGUUGGCAUUCCAUUUCCAAACUUGCAUGAUAUUCAAGUCGGACUAAAGAAAAAAUAUAAUGAUACGUACAAAUCAUCUAAAAACCUUCUUGGAGGGAGUGACUGGUAUUGCCAACAAGCCUAUCGUGCUUUAAAUCAAGCAGCAGGGCGAUGUAUCCGGCAUAGGUUUGAUUAUGGUGCCAUCAUAUUUUUGGAUGAGCGAUACAAAGAACAAAGGAACAGAGCGUCUAUUUCAAAGUGGCUAAGGCAGUCUAUCAAACUGUAUGAUAAUUUUGAAGAAUCUAUGCAAGAGUUAAGAUCAUUUUUCAACAGUGCCAAGGAACGAGUUGACAGUAAGAUGUUAGGGUCCCAGGAUUAUACAGUUGAGCAGAAUUUUUCCUCGGAAAACCAAAGCAAGGAAUGCAAAAGGGAGGAAAAUCAGAUUCAGAAGAAAUGUAGUCAUGCAGAACCAAAAGAUAUCACAGAUAGGAAGGUGGUGGACGUGGAGGACUAUACACGUUCGUAUCCAAAAUAUCAUUUUAUGAACGAAGACUGGAAACCAAAAAUAGCUGAAGGUUCGAGAUCCAUGCAACUUUCGGGAGUGAACUAUGGAACCUCCAUUGCUCAGACAUUUAUUCAAACUAAAGAGGAAGAAGUCACUGACCUUGAGUGUGGGGUCCAACCUGAGCCUGGGUAUUGUGAGGUGUCCUCGGUAACCCAUUGUGAUGAAGAUCAAGUAACAUCUUUUGUCAAGGAAACGUCUGGUAUGAUCAAAGGUAUUUCAGCAGCCAGUCCAUGUUCUUGCUCGAAAAAUGAAAGCUCUAGCCCAGCAGCAAGUGUGAGAUCUCCGACUUCUCUUGAUCAAUUCUUAAAGCAGCACAUAUCUACUGAAAAUUUCAUCAGGUCUCCUCUUGAAGCAGAGUCACCUUUGAACAUGAGUGUGAAUUCCCAUGCUUUGAAGAGAAGAAAAUUUACAAGCUCUCCUGUCAUUGACCUUGAAGAAGAAAACGGUAACGCUCCUAGUGCUAGACCCACGGAUCAGACGAGUUUCACAAGAAGAAUUGAAUUUGGGUUUGGGAGUACCGAAUCAAGAUCACAAAAAGACAAUAUAUAUGCUUUUCCAGAAGUGAAUCAGAGAGUGAUGAGGAUAUCUUGUUCACUCUGCAGAAGUUCUUUAGGUCACCCGGAGAACCACUCAUAUCUCAAAUGCAUGUUGACUUCGUCGUCCAAAACGUAUUUGCUGUCUCUUUUAAAAGAAACAGCAGGAACAGGUUCUGCAGAAACGCCAACAAGUGUUUCAGUUGUCAUGACAGAUUGCUCAUUGGUUAAUCAGAGACUCUGCAGAAGUUGUGAAAGCUCAGAAGGUCAGGGAAUUUGGUGCGAGCAAGAUGGAUGUGUUUUCAAUACUAUCUUUUGCCCUUUCUGCAGUAUACCAAACACGUGUCUCGGAGUGCAAGUCAUGGCUACGGAUUCAUCAAAUGUCCAGUUUCUAAGCAAAAUUUUGUUCUUUGCUGAUCAAGUAGCUGUCACAGAAGAUGCUGCAAGCAAGGAAACAGCGUUAAAGCAUAAGGAAUCUGUUGAUGUCACUAAUACAGCUUUGGACAAGAUUGAUGCGUUUAAGUCAAUAGAGAGAUUUGCAUACUCGGCAAAGCAGCAGCAAGACUCAGGAGGAGGCUGGAGAACUACAAAAUCAAAGCUAAGACUACCAAAACGUGGUUUGCCAACAAGCAAGAAGUCAUAGAGAAAAAAGAUGUUUUCAUGCAUCAAACAAGCUGAACCGGUCUAAUUCAUAAUAAGGGAUAGCCAAGGCAGCCAAACCGGCAUCAAGGAGCAUGGAACUUUGCUCCUGUGGUGGAAGAAAGAUUUUGGCUUUUGCAUCUGAACAUGGCUAGCUUCGUUCGGAACUUAGCUUUGUGUUCAAGUCGUGGCAAUCGAUAUGUAUAUACACUUUUUUCAACUUGAAAAUCUAAUAACUACUGAAUCUAAUAUGUAAAUAUAUAUGUUUUGAUAAAGCGAUUGAUUUAUGCUAUUAAA